Messenger RNA from Salarias fasciatus (jewelled blenny), 3014 nucleotides. RefSeq names its product spindlin b (gene spinb). The transcript has 7 exons. The record is from RefSeq and is a predicted model, not a curated record. Bases 437 to 1219 code for a protein of 260 amino acids. Gene Ontology annotation, biological process: gamete generation. Lineage: Eukaryota; Metazoa; Chordata; Actinopteri; Blenniiformes; Blenniidae.
CGUUCUUCAGACUCAGGAGGUUCUGCUCAGACCGGCCUGGAGGCAGAACCCUGAAGGGAAUGAACUCCUGUGUUCGUAAACGUUCUCCUUCUCUGGGACGUCACAAGAGAACCCUCACACCGGCCUGAACUCAUCGUGCUCUACGAAGAACCUUCAGAUCAGAACCAGAACCGCUCCUGGUUCUCCACAGGGACCCUGGUCUCCUGCCUCCAGAGCUCAGCGUUCUGCUGCAGAACCGGGUUCUGCUCAGUCCGAGGAGUUCCAGGGCAGCAGAACGUGGGAGAGAUCCGCCCCUGGUGGCUUUGUUCCCUGUCUCCAGGUUCUCCAGGUUCUGCAGGUUCUGGACCUGAAUGCAGCCAGUCCAGGAAGCCACCUGACUCCUGGUUCUUCACUUUGCCCCGCCCCCUCCCGGCCGGCCACACCCACAGGUGGAUGAAUGAAGACCCCCUUCAAGAACCCGGCUGCCCCGCGGCCCCGAGCGGAGGGCGGAAAUUCCAGCCUCACUGCAAACAUGAUGAAGAAGAAGAACAUGCACAACAGGAAGCAGAGGAGCAGUGUUGGUUCCGGCCCGGCUCCGCCCCGGAGGAACCUGGUGGGCUGCAGGAUCCAGCACAUCUGGAAGGAGGGCAAUAAGUCCUCCCAGUGGAAGGGGACGGUCCUGGACCAGGUCCCGGUCAGUCCGUCCCUCUACCUGAUCAAGUACGACGGCUUCGACUGCAUCUACGGCCUGGAGCUGCUGUCCGACCAGCGGGUGGUGGGCCUGGAGGUCCUGCCGGACCGCGUGGCCCCGGCCCGGGUCAGCGACGCCCCGCUGGCCGACACCAUGAUCGGGAAGGCGGUGGAGCACAUGUUCGAGACGGAGGACGGGCCCAAGGAGGAGUGGCGGGGCAUGGUCCUGGCCCGGGCCCCCGUCAUGACCUCCUGGUUCUACAUCACCUACGAGAAGGACCCGGUUCUCUACAUGUACCAGCUGCUGGACGACUACAAGGAGGGGGACCUGCGCAUCAUGCCCGAGUCCAGCGAGGCGGCGGCGGCGGAGCGAGAACCCGGGGAGGUGGUGGACAGCCUGGUGGGGAAGCAGGUGGAGUACGCCCGGGAGGACGGCGGCAAGCGGUCCGGCAUGGUGAUCCACCAGGUGGAGGCCAAGCCCUCCGUCUACUUCAUCAAGUUCCACGACGACUUCCACAUCUACGUCUACGACCUGGUCAAGACCUCCUAGAGAACCCGCGGACCCCGCGGACCCCGGCGCCCCCCAGAGACCCCGACCGGCCCCGAACCGUCCAGCGAGGGAACCCCGGCGCCGGGGAACCCGACAGAACCGCUCCUUUGUUUUUACUGUGUGAAACGCCUUAAGACCGUCAGAGACCAGAACCCGGCCUGCAGCCAGAGACCAGCAGAACCCGGAACCCAGAACCUGUCUGAGACCGGCAGGGUUCUGGAACCCAGAACCCAGAACCUGUCUGAGAGCGGCAGGGUUCUGGAACCCAGAACCCAGAACCCGUCUGAGACCAGCAGGGUUCUGGAACCCAGAACCUGUCUGAGACCAGCAGGGUUCUGGAACCCGGCACUCCUGAAACCCGUCUGUCCCUCUGUAACCUGAGAAGGGGGCGGGGUUAAUGAAGGGGCGGGGCCAAACCCUGGUCCAGUCCGGCUGUGGAACCUGCUCUGAACAUGAGAACCUUCAGGACCGCUCCUGGUUCUCCUGCGUUCUCCGGUUUGUGUUCCGUUCUCGUCUGUGCCAAAAACUCACUCUUCUGUGCCAGAACCACAGCGGUUCUGAUGUUCCUCGGACUCCUGCGGCGUUCUAGAACCUGCUGUUUGAUUCUGUAGAACCGGUUCCUGUUUGUCUGUUCAGACGUUCUCAACAUGGAGUUCUAGAAGUUCUCUGGUCCCGAGGUUCUGGACUCCGUUCUGACUCUAGAACGUGGUCUGGAGUCGAGGGAACCAAACAUGCGCGAUGAGGUUCUACUGGGUCUCAGACGUUCUCAAACAAACCGUCUUGUUCUGACCGACGGAACACCAGCUGCUCUUCUAGAACCCAUUUUCCACUCCGGAACUCUUUUUUUAUUUUUGAGAACCUGAUCAUGUUCUUGGCGGAAGACUGCGAUCGAGAACCUGCUGUUAGAACAUCAGAAAACGUUCUCUAUGCUUCAAGUGUUCUCGGUUCCUCCGGUGAGUCGGUGGUUCCAGAACCUCCUGACGUCUUGCUUGGUUCUGGUCCUACAACGUUCUAGAUAACUGGUUUCUCCUGGGCUCUAGAACACGGGCCCGUGGUUCCGUGGUUCUACGGUAUCAAACAUGCAGAACGAAGCUGCAGAACCGUAAUUCCUCCCGGAGCUCCGAGAACGGCCGUGUUCUACAUCAGCUGACACGACCUAGAACCGGCCGUCCAGACCUGACUCCAGAACGUUCCCACGUUCCCUAAAGCUUCCCUCCCGGUUCUAGGAUCUGCAGGCCCAGUUUGAGAACAACUCUUUGGGUUCUCCUGUUCUCCGGAGAACACGCCGGCCCACAUGCCUCUGGAACAGUCGUGUUCUAGAAUCAGCUCUUCGUCAGGUCCAGAUUCCUCAGAACUCUCACGUUCUGUCAGAACCAGGACACUCAGAACCGCGUCCCGCUGUUCUGGAACGGUUCCACGCAGCCGCUCCUCCUGAGAGCGACGGUUCUCUGGAAGCGCUGGUUUCCCAUGAUGCACCUGGCUGAGUGACGUGAGAGGAUGGUCCCGGGUUCCCUCGGAGGGGCGGAGCCAGUGUUCCCCGGUGUUCUCCGGUGUUCUGUUGUUUCAGUUCUCUUGUGUUCAGUGCCUUCAGUUCUCCAGGUUUUACUUUUCUUCGGUUCUUUUGUACAUUUUUUCUUCUUUUUUAGAUCUUUUUUUUUUAAGUUCUGGUGAAGUCAGGCGAGGAGAACCUGGAGCAGCGAGGCGUUCUCCUGAGAACCGGGGUUGUUUUAACAGUUCAUGCUGUACAGUCAGAAAGUCUCUAUUUACUGAAAUAAACCGUCUGUUUUUCACUCCG